UAUCUCGUAGCAGUGAUCGUUUACGCGCCCAUUUCUCAUGCAGAAGCUGAAAGUUCACUCACUUCACUGCACGCGUGCCACAGAGGUUAUAGUGCCAAAUGUUUUGCGCAACAUAUGCAUAGGCGUCAAUGGGUUGCCUGCACUCUCAGCCUAAUGAACGAGGACAGCGCGAAGAGGAGAGGCGAGCGCAAAGCCAGUCUACAACGCCGCGCUCAGCGAAUGUGGCUGCAAAGACUAUAGAUGCAUCAGGAGUGGCGAGUCCCCCGACACUCAAAGGAGAGGGCGGACCGAAGGCAUUACAGCGAAUCACAUGCGUGGAUGAGCUGUUGAAACAAGGCUAUGGCCACGACGGCGGCCUGCCGAUGCUGUCGCUGGCGGAGCUGUCGACACUGUCGCAGCUGCCCGCGCCCGCCAUCGUGCUCACCUGCUCCUACACCGCUGAUGACGCCGAGGAAGCAGACCUGCUGCUGCUGAGCACUGUGGUGGUGGGCGCACCCGCCGGGCACGUCGCAGGUGGCGGUGCCGGCGCGCGCUUCCACCUGUCGGUGGACGCCGCCGGCGAUGCCGGUCUGGAGCUGCAGAUGGACCGCGGCAUGACGUCGCUGCACUGCGCCCUGGCCAACGCCGCGGCGCUGCAGGGGCUGGGGCUGGACGACGAGCAGGCCGUAUUGGGCUUCCUGGCGCGCGCAUUCCAGUCCGACCGCGGCCUGGUCAGCCUGUUCCAGGACACAGUGAAGCGGCUGCUGUCUGGGGUCCUCAGUCCUCCCACCAAGCACUUUGUGCCGGGGAAUUUCGGCCGCGGCCGCUUCUUCCUGUCCAUGCGGAUAUCGCCGUUUGUGUUCCGCGCGAGUGCGCCGCCGGCCCCAGCGGCUGCCGCGGCCGCCAGCGGCAGCGCCGGCGGUGGGGUUGGAGACGGCAUUGGUGGUGCCGGCCUGAUCCCGGCGCUGCUGCUGGAGCUGGAUGUGCCGUAUGAGGGCUGCGAGCUGGCCGCCCGGCUGCAGCGCGAUUACCUGGUGCUGUCCAACAUCCCCUCCAUGGUCACCAUAUUCGACUGCUCCGGGCAAGUGCUGCACCAGAACAACGCCUCGGUGGAGUACAUGGGCUACCUGGCGGGAUGGAACGGCCUCACCCCGGCAGCGGCAACGUCAGCAGCGGCAGGCAGGCCGGAGCCGGGGGCAGCAGUUGGCGGGGUCGGGGGCGGCGGCGCCACAGCCUCGGGUGUCUACGGAGCUGCCGAGCGCGAGACGCCACCCAUGCUGCUGGUCUCGUGCCUGGGCUCGGCCGAUGCAAGCCAGGCGGCGGCGGCGGCGGCUGCUGCCCGGCGCGGGUCGGCGGACUGGGGCUCGCAGCCGCAGCCGCAGCUGCAGCCGCGCCGCCCGCGCUCGCACCUGGAGCGCCUGUUUGCGCGGGACCCGGGCCGGCUCGCGGAGGUGCUGGCGGCCGUGGCAGAGGGCAAGGAGUACCGCGGCCUGGUGCAGAUGUCCGCCAGCUGGGUCGCACACGACACCGGCGCCGAUGCAGACGCAGCCCGGGAGGAGGGCAAAGGCACGGAGGUGCCCAGCAACGGCAUGCGAGCUCAGGCCGCGGAGGCACGGCCACGUGUGCGUGGCGACAGUCAUGCGGUACCGCAAUACCCGCUAUCCACUGCUGCAAUCGACGAAAGCCUGAUCACCGCACGUGGCAGCUACCCCUUGUCCGUUGCAGAGCCCGACUACUGCGGCACUGUGACAGCAGAGGAGGCGUAUGCGCCGCCUGCCGCGCCGCCGCCUGCCGCACCUCCGCCUGCAGGUGCCUGCGAGCGGUCCAUGACGGCCGGCAGCAACCCCUUGCCGCCGCCGCCCCAACGCCCAUCACGGCCCCAUAGCGGCGAUGCCCCACAAGCGCACCAGAGCGCCAGCGCCACCCGCACCAGCACCAACAGCAGCUCCGCGCUGCGGCAGAUGCGCACCACGCUGAUGCAGCAGCGCGCGGCGCGUCUGACGGCACGCCGCCGCUCCGAGGGGGCCGUCGCCGCGGCGUCACCGGGCUGGCCUGGAGCCUCCUCCGCUGCCGUGGCUGCUUCUGCCCCAGUCACGGCUGAUGCAGCGACGGUGACAAUACCAUUGAUGUCGGGUGCACGGGGAGUCACGCCAUUGGACAGUGCUGGGCGACCAGUGCUGACGCCGCAGGGUAGCGCGCGUGGCCUGUCGCUGCCGCCGGCGCGCCGCAGCGCCGCAGCACAGACCUCCAACCUCGAGGUAACGUCAGGGACCGCCGCAGCCGCAGCCGCACCCCCGCCGGCGGCGCUGCCCGCCGCGGGCGUCGUGGUCCUGGCCGUGUCCGCCGCGGCUGCUGCGGUGGGGGCCUGUGAGACCGCUGACGCCACCGCGUCGCUUCCCGCAAUCACCACCACAGACCCCCACCGGGUGUCUGACCCGUCAUACAACAGCCAGCCGCAGCAGCAGCAGCAGGCCGGGUUGAUGAGGCGCAGCUUGCAUCAGCCUGGGGAGCACUUGCUGACAGACGUUGGGGAGGAGGAUGGCGAGGGAAGCAGUGGAGUGGUCGAGGCGCCGCCCCAGCCUGCUGUGGCGCCGGCCGCCGUUCCCACCGGGGUCCAUACAGCCGAUGUGGCCUGCAGGUCCUCGGGCGGCGGCGGGGGCCAGAGCACUCGCAGUAACGGUGGCGGCAGCGGCAGUAGCACUCGGCGCCGUCGGCGGCUCUUGAUGCGUGUCGGGGGCCGUGCCAGUGGAAGCGGGGGCCGGCGGGCCUCAAGCGCGGGGGCUGUGGUGCGGUUGCCGCUGCACUCGCAGCUCAGCCCAGGCAAGCCCACUGGCAGCGGGUCAGCGGGUGUGACCGCCGGCGGCUCGUCCAGCGGGGUGCCGCGCAUGCAGCACCUUCCGGUCGCACACGUGGGCGGCGCGCCGGCGCCGCUGCAGGUACCGGUGCGGGUACUGGGCCCUGCAGGCACAGGCCGGCCUCCUUUGGAGCGGGCGCACCGGGACGGCCAGGUGCUGGUGGCUGCCCUGGUUGAUGUAGGCGGAGGUGGUGGCAGCAGCGCUGCAGGGGGCGGCGGCAGCCACACAGCUGGCGGUGCUGCCGCGGCGGAGGCGGCUGCAGGCACAGUCGACGCGGUUGCGCUCACGGCCGGCGGUGCUGAGUCGGUCGAAGUGGGCUUUCUACUUGAGAUGCUACCAGGCGUGGACACCGGCGUGGCGCACGAGCGGCAACCUGCGGGCCUGGGAUCACCGCCGCCCCCAGCCGCGCUGUCCAUGCUGACAGCCUCCAGCAAUACUGGCGUGGGCAGCACCACUGAGGCCUUCACCAUUGAGCUCCUGAGCACCGGAGGGCCGUGCGUCGCGGCGUCACAUGCCGGUGGCGGAGGCGUGGGGACGAUGUCGCUGCUGAUGACGGCACGGCGGAGUGUCCGCAGCGCCGUGCUGGCGUCAAACAGUGCCUCUGCAGCCUCAGCCCACACCUCACAAGCUGACGGCAUGACACGCGGUUCGCCGCUGCUUGCCGCGCUCAGGCCAGGCCACGGCGGGGAUGAGGGCGGCGGCAGCGGCGGCGCCGGCAGAACCGGUAUCGUUGUGCUAGGCGCGAUGGAUGCCACGACGGAUGGCGACUCACAGCAGCAGGCGCGAUCGCAGUCGCAGCAGCCGCAGGUGCGCGUGCUCGAGCCCCCGCACAGGGUGCCAGAGCUGCCCGCCGCGGAGCUCAGCGGUCAGCCAACGACAGCAGGCGGGCAAUCUGGCGGCUUCACUGAUGACGCUUUGGCAGACCCUUCCCUGCCGACACGGCAGCUGCAACAACAAAGCAGCAGCGAGGUCGCGUAUGAGGGAGCCCCUGAAGGACACAGGGGAUCAGCCGGGGAGAAGGCCAGUAGCAGGGGUGACGGGGUUGGGACAACAUGCGGCACCACAUGUCCUGCGGCUCUCCGCAGCACACCUUUGCAGCGCGCGCCGUGGCUGCAGGUGGGUGGUGCAGGUGGCGCCUCCGGCUCCCCAGCUGCAGCUGCAGCUACUGGCCAGCUGGCUGGCAAGGGCGAUGCGCCUGGCUGCAGCGCGGCGGGGAGCAGCGGUCGUUUGGGCCGGUGGGGUGGCCAGCAGCCCAAGCACUCGCCGGGUGCUCAGGUCAGCCCGCAUGGUGUGGACACCCUCGCGGCCUCAGAGGGCUGGUCCGACCCCGCCAGCACCGCCACCGCCUCACCCGCCACGGGCCGCUCCUGGCGGCUGUUGCGCCAGCGCAGCAGUGUCAGAGGCUGGGGCGCGGCAGCGGACCCGGGCGGCGCGGCGGCAGCCGCUCCAGCUGCAGCUGCAGCCGCAUCAUCAGGCUCCAUGUCCGCGGUGUUGGGCCUGGUGGACCGGAUGUGUCGCCGUGGCGGCGCGGACACUGACCUUGUGGUCAUUGGCGAGGGCGGCGGCAACAGUGCGCGCAACAGCGGAGCGUCAAGCACACCUGGGCCCGAGGUGGGAGACUCCACGAGCGUCGUUGACUCAGCGUCGGCCAGCGAGGCCGUGGCUGUCCCACCCGUUUCUUUCAUGACAUCGCCGCAUGCCGCAGCAUCUGCGUGCGGAGCGGCUGGUAGUGACGGAGGUGAGGACAGCACGUCGCGCGCACAGGCCGUUGCAGGCGUGGUCGAGGCUGCCACUGGUGCGGCCGCCCCUCCUCAUAACAGCGCUGCCGUGCCGCUAGGCGUCUCGGGGAACGUCAACGCCAUCAGCGGCACCCCCACCGCUACAGGCUACACAAUGCAGCAGCCGCCUUCAGCCGGCGAUGUAGCUGCCUACAUGCGCGCAAGCUCAUCAUUGCACCGCGCUGAAAGCGGCCGCGGGCAGGACCAGCCCGCUGGUCUGACCCACCUCGGCGGCUACCUGACACCUACCGUGCCGCUCUCCACAGCUGGCGGCCACAGCGGCAGCAACAGCGCGCCGCUGGGUGCGCCGCCGCCACAGCCGCAGCCCCGCUGGUCGCUCACGGCCACGCCCUCGCGCCUGGCGGCCUCACGCUCCAUGCCGCUGCCCUCGGAGCUCUCCGCCGGAGCUGCCUCCUCCUCUGGCCCGUCCCAGCUAGCUGGCACCGCGUCGGCGGCACCGGUGGCAGGAGGGACGAGGCGGCUUCUGGCACACAUGACAUCGGCCUUCGGCAACAUAGGCCGCGGCGAGCCCGAACCACUCGGCGCACACGCGCUCGGAGCCAGCAGCACGUUAGAGGCCCACAGCCCAGCUGCCAGCGCCGGCGCCUCACGCCCCGCGGGGACUGCCCAGCCCCAGCCCCAACUGCCGUCUGCAGCCGCCGCUGGCCUGGUGCGCCUGAGGAGUGUCAACGAGCACUCCAUCCUGGAGGAGCAGCUGCCCACCGGUGGACCCGAGCAAGCACAGCAGCGGCAUCAGGACACGUCGCAAGCAGCGCUCUCAACAACUGGUGCUGCUGCUGGUGGGGCGGGGGAGGAACGGCUGCCGGUCACGCCGCGUGGGACGCAGAGCGCCGCGCUGCCCCGGCUACAGCCGCGCUCGGCACAGACCUGGGACCAGCUGCAGCUACAGCAGCUACAGCAGCAGCACCGGCAGCUACAGCUACAGCACCGGCAGCCGCAUAGCCAGGGGCGGCAGCUGCAGGAGCAGGAGCGCGCGCUGCAGGGGGCCGGCAGCGCUCGUGUCGCCUCCAGCGGCCAGCUGCCCAGCGGGGCCGUGCUCAGCUCCUACCUGCACCACCCCCACCACCCCCACCACCCCCCGCAGCCGGUGCAGGACCCCCGGACCCGCAUCCAGCCCGUGCUGAGGACGCUGCUGGGCGGCGCACUGGCGGGCACCAGCGCCCCGCGUGAGAGCCAGCCGCCCCUCUCCUCGGCAUUCACCCGCCGCAGCGCCGCUCGGAGUGAGUACACCACCGCUGCGGCUCUGUCCACUGCUGCGUUCGCGCGCAGGUCCAAGUGCAGCGGUGCGUCCACCUCUGGACUGCUGCGUGUGGGCAGCGGUGGAGGGCACGCGGUCUCUGAUGCGGGCGCCAGCGGCGGGCUCCCUGCAGCGCUGUGGCUGGGGCGGCCCGCUGGCGGCGGAGGCGGCGGAGGCGGCGGAGGCGGAGGCGGCGCCUUGCACAUGUCCGGCCACCUGCGGCCGCUCAGCCCGAGGGUGCUGCUGACGGCGCGUGGCAGCAGGAGCACCCUCGCCGGGGGCGGAGGGGCGCUGGCUACUGCAGUGGGCACCGCCGAGGCAGGCCUGGGGCUGGACGGCGACGUGCCCACCAGCGCCAGCACCGCCACCUACACCGGCGGCGCCCUCAGCAGUGUGCUGCCCCGGUGGUCCGGGCCCUCCCUGGCCGACAUACCCACCGACCCAGCCGCCUUCAUGCCGCCCGCCCGCCAGAGGCAGCACCAGCAGCAGCUACGGCAACCGCAACAGCGGCGGUCGGGCACAGAUCCUCCAGGCGUUGGCAACGGCAGCGGCAGCGUUCUCCGCACAGGCCCCGCUUCCAUGGUCGCACUUGCAUCACCAGUGCCGCCGCCUGCUGCUGCCGGUGGCCUCGGGGGAGCUCCAGCUGUGCUGGGCUCCGCGCCUGGCUCCUAUCACUCCCGUGCGGGCGUGCGGCGGCAGCAGGGCGCCCUGUUGAUGACCUCCACCUACACCGCCGGCCCCAGCUGCAGCCAGUCCAAUGCAGCCAUGCUAGGCACCGGCAUGGGUAUCAGCCCCGACGCGGCUGGCAGAGCGGCCGCGGCCACGGCCGGUAUGCCCCCAGCUGCUUACGGCGGCGGCCCCUCUCUGGCUGCGGCGGCCACGUUUGCUGGACCCGGCGCUGCGGGUCUCCAAGGCGGCGGCGGCGGCGGCGUGCGCUGGCAUGAGGUGGUGGUGAAGCCGGUGCCGGAUCCCAUGAGCGGCGAGCGGCUGCUGCUGGUGGUGCAGACGGACGUGACGUGCCAGGUGCGGGCGGAGGAGCUGCUGGGGCGGGUGCUGGAGGCGGAGCACCGGCUGCUGGCGGACGUGUUCCCGCGGCACGUGGUGGCGCACAUGACGGCGGCCCGGAACCUGGACGUGGAGGCGCGGCAGGCGGGGCUGCUGCUGCUGCGGCACAUCCAGGACCCGCGGGCGCUGGCCACCAGCCACACAUGCAUCACCAUCCUGUUUGCGGACAUCAAGGGCUUCACGGAGAUGAGCAAGGAGGUGUCUGCGGCCGAGGUCAUGUCCUUCCUGAACGACCUGUACACGCGCUUCGACAGCCUGACAGACGUGUACGGCGUGUACAAGGUGGAGACCAUCGGCGACUGCUACAUGGUGGCGGGCGGCCUGGUGGCGCGCGACGAGGACGGCUUCGGCGCGGUGCGGCGUCACGGCGACACCGACCCCCUGCACGCCAUGCGGGUGGUGUCGUUUGGGCGCGCCAUGCUGGAGGAGGCGGCCAAGGUGGCGCUGCCGGGCACCGGGCAGCCGGUCCGCAUGCGCGUGGGCGUCCACAGCGGCCCCGCCACCAGCGGGGUGGUGGGGCAGAAGAUGCCGCGCUUCUGCUUGUUCGGCGACACGGUCAACACCGCGUCGCGCAUGGAGUCCACGGGGCGGCCCGGCUGCAUCCACAUCUCGGCCGCCACUCGCAGCCUGCUGCCGCGCGGCGAGGACGAGGCGAGCUGGGUGCCCACCGGCGGCGUCGAGGUCAAGGGCAAGGGCGUGCUGAGCUCCUUCAUCUGGUGCGCGCACUCGGCCGACGCCAGCAAGCGCCGCCGCCACCGCAAGCAGCGCGCCCAGCUGCUCGCCACGCUGCCCAGCUCGCGGGAGGAGGCGGACGCGGCGGCACGCGCGGCGGCCGCAGCCGGGGGCACCGCCGGAGCCGCCGCCAGCACCUCGGGUAGCAACGCGGUGGACGCCGCACUGGUGGCCGCUCGCGGUAGCGUUGACAGCUGCCUCAGCGGCAAGGUGGCGAGCAUGCCGCCGCAUCGGAACCACACACACACGACAGCAGGCGCCAAGCCCGCUGCUGCUGCCCUGCUGACCUCCAUGACGCAGCACCCGCAGCUUCCGACGGCUUCUGCCGGUGGGGCUGGGCACCCGCAGCCGCUGGGCGGCAGUGGCGCAAGCAGUCCCGGCGGCACGCUCUCGUCCUUGCCGUCGCCCUCCUUCCCCAGCAGCUUCACGACAUCACAGGGGCUGCUGGCGGCGACACCGGUGGCUGCACCGGUCGCGGCGGCGGACCGCAAGGCUGCUGCUGCUGGGGCUGCCGGCGGGGCUGCGGGAGCCGCGGCCGCCGCCAGCACCGCCGCUACUGCUGCCGCUACUACAACCGCGGUCGGCACGCGGCUCAUCAACGCCGCCGCCGCUGGGUCGCGGGCUGCUCGGCCCUCGCCAUUAAAGGCGGUGCUCACACGGUCGCGCCUGUCCGCAAACGUGCGGGCCGCAGACCAGGCCGCCGCAGCGGCGGCGGCGGACGGAGCCGCCACCGCCACCGACGCUCCCUUGGGCUAGCGAUCGGCGUGCUGCUGAGGCCGACUGCUGGAGCGGCUUCAACACGCGCGCACCAGCGGCGGGUGCAGUCACACUUACAGUAUAGUCCGCCUGAGCCCGCCUGUUUGUAGUCGAUUGUGUUGUUACAAGUCGGGAGGCCACAGACACAAACGUCGCCCAUUGUUCGCAUGGGAAUUGUAGCGCUAUCUGUCAUGAUUGAGGAAUGCUCUCAUCAGACUGACGGGCUUGCGUGGUUCACGCCGGAAAAUGCGUGCCAAGCGUAUUGUGUCAAGUGUAUAUGUUCGGUUUCGGUUCACAGACGUACUGCGGUGGACAUGCAGUGAAGCUGAUUGUGCAUGCGCGCCGCACGUGACUCGCAUUGAGUGAUUGCCACACAAUUGCAUGCAUGGCAGGGGCUUCACAGCGUGCACCAGAAGGAAAGAUCUGUUUCCUUCUCAACAAUGCGUUCAUUUGUGCGAGCUGUCACCCUACUGCAUGCGGCUUGGGCUGAUGGCAUCAAACUUCUCAAGCUGUCUCAAGCAACUCAUAAUCUUGCUCAUAAUGUUGGUUGCUGCUUAGCAUAACGUACACAAGUACGCAAUGGGUGUCAUUUAGGGCAAACAACAAUGAACGAUGCAUGCAGUGGGUAAAGGCGUAUAUUUGAUGCAAGCUUGCGACUGAGUUGAGUGGCAUCGGCUGCGCAUUUCUAGCAACUGACUCAUGUAGCAUGGUUUCUCGGUAAUGCGCGGUGCACAUGCAGCAAGCAACAACCAGCCUUCCGCCACCGGGGAAUGUGCUGCUUGAACCUGUUCCGCACGCUACUUUAUGUGUGUCCCGUUAAAUCGCAAGCUCAGUGCGUGCGUGGCCGCGGCUUGACUAGAUGCACCUGCAACCUAUCUCAUGGCAUAGAUACAGGAGAGAUACUGCGUCCUUGCUUAGUCGUGCUUAGUCCAAUCGUUUGGGUAGAAACCCCAUUCUAUUUAGCUAGCCACUAGCGCAUGCUAAGUUGGUUGCUUCGAGCCUGCCUGCAUCUGUGAGUUUACGUCCGUGUCCUGUUUGGCAAGGGGCAUGUGUUGGGAACGCACAUGCAGACAGGCAGCUGGAGGGUUGCACUGUGUUGCUGAUUGAUGCAGCAUGCAGUAUUAAGACGAUGGUUGGGGGUGAUGCCAUGAGAGUUUGGUGUUACGCCAAUGCGGUUUGGCAGUGUUGCACUCGAGCAUUGGAUGUUAUCUGCAGGAGCGCCAGUUGCUGAGCUCUUUCUGGAAUUGAAUAACAGGGACUAGGAUAGUCACUGCUCGGCAGUUGGAGGAGAUGAGUGCGGCUUGAGCUGCGACAGUAGUGAGCUGGCGCCCAAUCCCCCAUAGCCACCACUGUCAGGGAAGCACCACAGCGGUGUGGGGCGCAUUUGUUGCAGGCGCCAGAUAGACAGUACCGGGCCGGGCUGCCACGACCCGCACGAGGAGCCAGCAGUGAAGGCGGCGUGCGUGCGGCCACGGGCAUGGCCUAGCUAUGUGCGGGCUAUGUAAGCACAUUGCGCUGCGUGCAGUGUGCAAGGGUGCUGGGGGCCGUCAGCGGUCGCCAGGGGUGCCCCUGACGGCCCCUGAUUGCCGUGGCGCACGUGUGGGCGGUAUGCAGGCGGGCGGUAUGUAGGCCAUGACUCACAAGUCAGGGCGUGGAUGAAGGGAGCCGACGAAUGGGGGUGGGGGAGGUUUAGUCACCAUUACCCGCUUGCUACCGAAUGCAGGCUUCACCGCUAUGGCCGCCAGUUCCCGAUCCGGCCCGUUCAGCGCCUCCACGAUCAGAUGGAACUGGUGGUGGUAGAAGCGGACUGCCGCGGACAGCGCCGCCUCCUUGGUGCCGUCGACGCCAGCCAGUUGGAGCCAACUACUUGUGUGCAUGACCUAGCUAUUAGGGAUUUCGUCGGCAGUUUCGUGCGGCCAGGGUGACAGGCACACAGAAAGUUGCACGCCAACUGCAGGUCUCAAGGGUUCCUUAGAGUGGGACUGAGGACUUUAAAUGCACUAAUUGUUGAAGGCUUGCGUAGUGUGCGUACACGUCAAUUGCCGCUGCGUGUGAUGUCAAAUGCAACCACGCCGUUGCUCUGGAAUACUACGAGAUGCAAUACGCGUGUGAGCUUGCGUGUGAGAGCGCGGCGGCUUGCGCGGAGGACCCAAGUAACCGGUGUGGCCCGUGUCUGGCCGAGUCUGCUGUUUCGGGGAGGAUUAGCUCGUCUGCCCUCUGCCCGGCAUCACU
Messenger RNA from Chlamydomonas reinhardtii, 10655 nucleotides. RefSeq lists its product as uncharacterized. The coding region runs from base 129 to 8423 and encodes 2764 amino acids. The record is from RefSeq and is a predicted model, not a curated record. Gene Ontology annotation, biological process: intracellular signal transduction; receptor guanylyl cyclase signaling pathway; cGMP biosynthetic process. NCBI's taxonomy places the organism in Eukaryota, Viridiplantae, Chlorophyta, Chlorophyceae, Chlamydomonadales, Chlamydomonadaceae. The transcript is spliced from 12 exons. Gene Ontology annotation, molecular function: peptide receptor activity; guanylate cyclase activity.